Molecule: messenger RNA, 2124 nt
Organism: Onthophagus taurus
Lineage: Eukaryota; Metazoa; Arthropoda; Insecta; Coleoptera; Scarabaeidae
Product: 85/88 kDa calcium-independent phospholipase A2-like
Biological process (GO): positive regulation of ceramide biosynthetic process; lipid metabolic process
Cellular component (GO): mitochondrion
Molecular function (GO): protein binding; long-chain fatty acyl-CoA hydrolase activity
Source: RefSeq, a predicted model, not a curated record
AUGUUUAAUCUAAUGCGUAACUUACUUCCCAAUGAAACUCCCCCUACUAAAGUAAUGUAUGUUACCCCAGCUUUAUAUGCUAAAAGGCGCAUUAUUUGCCGAAAAGAUGACCUGGUUCUUUACGCACCCGAAACAACAAGAGUCCGUUUCCGAAGUAAGUUUGUGUUUGAAGUAAUUUUAUUUAAACAAGGAGUGACAAGAGCUCAAGCAUUCAGCGUAUUUCGAUCAGACAAUCAAGCUGACGCUGAAGAACGCUUCAACUCCCUAAAAGACAAACUUCUAACAUUUCUAGAAAUCGUUAAAGAUAUGAAAACCAACAGUGACAUUCAGAAAAUUUCUGAUGUUAUCUUAUACUAUCCAUCGUGGAAUAUCGCCCAUAUUGCGGCUUAUUUCGCGCUUUAUGAUGCUUUUAAUAACGAUAUUAUUAAGCGUUACUUAAACAGUACAGAUACCGUCACAGGAAUGUCACCUUUACAAGUUGCAUUAACAGCCACAAAUAAUCUAAAACUUGCGCGCUUGAGAACCAUAAACAUUUUGAUAAAAUUAAAAUGUUCGUUAGAUCAUGUUGACCAUAAUGCUAACAGUAUUUAUCACCUUGCUGCGAAAGAAAAUGAAGUUAUUGCGACUCUUCCGCAUGUUUUUCGCCCGCGUUCUUUGAAUAACAAGAAUAAAUUGGGUUAUACCCCUUUACACUUGGCUUGUAUGGCUGAUAAUCUAAAUGGGAAAACUAUUUUUCAAAACAAAUUGGAAUGUGUUGUUGGGUUAUUAAGUAGAGGGGCCGAAACUAACAUUAAAGAUCGCGAUGGGAAUACACCUUUACAUUUAGCUGUUCACUCGGGAAAUACCUCAAUCAUCCAAUGUUUAAUUAUUUUCGGUGCUGAUGUAAAUGCCGUGAAUCGCAAAGAGGAAUCUCCGAGACAUUUAGCCGCUAAAAGUAACAAUUCCACGGGUUUGUAUUGUUUGCAUGCUGUUGGAGCGAGAAGGUGUACCCCAAACGUUUCUAAUUGCGCAAAUGGUUGUAAAUACAAUAACAAUUAUAACGGGGACGCACCACCAAGAAUUUUUAGCUCAGAUCGUGAUUUAUUGAACGAAACGUUAACUGCAGUUACUUCAUUAAAUCGCAAAAAUAAUCUCCCACAAAAAGGAAGAUUACUGUGUUUAGAUGGAGGUGGAAUUCGCGGAUUAAUUUUGAUUCAAAUACUUUUGCAGUUAGAAGCUGCUAUCGGCUGUCCAAUUAACAACUGUUUUGAUUGGAUCACCGGAACUAGCACAGGCGGGAUUUUAGCAUUGGGUUUAGCCGCUGGUAAAACAUUGAAAGAGUGUCAAUGUUUGUAUUUCCGGUUAAAACAACAAAUGUUUAGCGGAAGCCGCCCAUAUCCAAGCGAGCCCCUUGAAACCAUAUUGAAAGAAUGUUUGGGUUCAAACUCUGUUAUGACUGAUAUUAAAGAGCCAAAGCUUUUAAUUCCCGGCGUUUUAGCCGAUCGAAAACCCGCCGAGUUACAUUUAUUUCGAAAUUAUGAGAGUCCCAGAGAAAUUUUGGGUGAUAAACAUAACUCACCUUAUGAAUUACCUAAACCACCGGACGAAACUUUGCUCUGGCACGUUGCCAGAGCCACUGGAGCAGCCCCUACUUAUUUUAGCGCUUUCAAUAAAUUCCUAGAUGGUGGUUUAAUAGCGAAUAAUCCAACAUUAGACGCCUUGACAGAAAUUCACGAAUACAAUUUGGCUUUGAGAGCAAAACUUCGUUGCAGUGAAGAAUGCCCUGCAGAAAUCGUUGUUAGUUUAGGGACGGGUAUUCUCCCGGUUACAGAGUCAAAUAUUUAUCAAAAGCUACAUGAAGAUAGUUGGAAAGGACCAAAACAAGUUUUGGUGUUACAGCCGUUAGCAUAUUUACUCCUUGACCAGGCAACUGCAACAGAUGGCAGAGUAGUGGAUAGAGCAAGAGCUUGGUGUUCUUCAUCAGGAAUCCCUUAUUUUAGGUUCAGCCCACGCUUGUCUGAAGAUUUCGCCCUCGAUGAAAAAUCCGAUGAAAGAUUAUGCAAAAUGUUAUGGGAAACCAAAGCUUACAUACAUGAAAAUAUGGCUUCAAUAAGAGAAGUUGCACAGUUACUUACACAGAAAUAA